CGCAACGCAGGAGCCAAUCAUGUUGCAGCGGGGCGUGUCCUGCCUGGAAACUACGUGGGAAUCCUAAUAACACUGAGGCCUUUGGUGAUAACCCGAAGCGGGUGGUCUUUUGGUGACAUAUAAACAUUGGAUUUUAUCAGUAAAAGAAUGGAUGGGUCAAAAGAGAGCUCUGCGUUUAAAUGUGUGCCUGAAAGACUGACACUCGGCGUCACUCGAAUCCUUGAAAAUAUGCCUGGUGUUGUCGAUGUGCGGCUCGUACAGAGGGAGUCUGCUGAGAAAAGGAGUCUGCUGUCAUGGGAACAGAAAAAUAAUUGUAUUUUACCAGAGGACCUACGAGAUUUUUAUCUGACAACUGAUGGCUUUACACUUACUUGGAACGUCAAACUAGACAAUGAAUGUGUUCCCUUAGGAUGCAUGACAAUUAGGAGCGUGGGCAGGUUGCAGCCUCUUCUCCAGCCAACGCAAGUUUUCUCUCUCCCAAAUGCACCGUCACUGGCUGACCUAGACUGGGAGGAGAGCAGUGCAGAAUGUGGGUUGGCAAAUGCUUUCACUCCUCCACAUUUUGAUUCUCGGAGUCGCAUCUUUGAGUUGGAUUCAUGUGGUGGGAAUGGCAAGGUGUGCUUGGCAUACAAAAACACCACCCCAGGUGCUGUAGCCCAGCAGAGUGAAAUUUGGUUUCUCGAUCGCUCGCUUUGCUGGCAUUUCUUAAGCGCAACCUUCUCCUCCUACUACCGCCUCAUGAUCACUCACCUUGGACUGCCUGAGUGGCAGUAUUCCUUCACACCUUAUGGCCCCAGUCCACAAGCCAAGUGGGCAUCGCUGUACCAGCCGCUGACCUCCAGGCGUGAAUUCAGCCUGAAUCAUUCUGCUGGCGACUCCCACCUUAACAAGUUAGAUCCCAUAAAAGCCUUUAAAGCCAAAGCCAAGGUGACCACCCCUAAGAAGAAGCCAUCCGCGCCAUGCACCCUCCCGAGCAAUGCCAAAAGUCAAGGCAGCAGUGGAAGACCUGGUGUAGUGAAACGGUAGAUCUUGUUGAGGACAAUAUUUCAUCCAAUUGUCCUGUCAUUGUUUUCAGAAAGUAUUUAAAAACUAAAUGUGUGAGGUGAGACUCUGUCACAAGAGUCAAUGCUCACAGCUUCAUUUAAGAGAUUCUGGAGCGAUUGUUGUUGUAAAUAUUACAAUUUUGAAUGUAUUGUAUCAAUUAUGAUAUAUCAAAAAUAAAAUAAAGUAACUAUAACACUUUUGACUGUAAAAUGUAAGGUAUUGGGGCGAUUGAAAAUAAAAUUUGGCUGUUAUUC
Phyllopteryx taeniolatus (common seadragon) is the source of this 1298-nucleotide messenger RNA. It is a transcript of the gene tpgs2, whose product is annotated as tubulin polyglutamylase complex subunit 2. The transcript is spliced from 7 exons. The coding region runs from base 148 to 1026 and encodes 292 amino acids. Lineage: Eukaryota; Metazoa; Chordata; Actinopteri; Syngnathiformes; Syngnathidae. The record is from RefSeq and is a predicted model, not a curated record. Gene Ontology annotation, biological process: protein polyglutamylation.